UUGUAGAACCUAAAACAUGGGAUGAAAAGAAGUACUUUUUAAUGAUUAUGGAUGACUACACCCAUUAUGCAGUAGUAUAUCUACUGAAAAACAAAUUUGAAGCCUCUGAGUACAUUAAAGGAUUUGUACUAGAAACAGAAGCUCUUCAAAACCUAAAAGUGUCAAAAUUGAGAUGUGACAAUGGAGGAGAAUACUCCAGUAAUGACUUUAAGCAUUGAUGUAAAAACAGAGGAAUUGUUCUUGACUAUAGUAUUCCCCAUACACCUCAACUGAAUGUAAAAUCUGAAAGGCUUAAUCCUACAAUUAUGGAGAGCACUACUGUAUGAAUCAGGGCUGAAAAGAAGCUUUGGGGAGAGGCCAUUAGAAGCUCAACUUAUCUUCUUAAUCAUUGCCAUUCUGACACAGUAGAUGUAACAUCUGCUGAAAAAUGGUAUAAAAGAAGGCCAGAUAUGUCAAACAUAAAAGUAUUUGGUUGUGAAGCUUACGCCAAAGUUCUAGGACACAUCAAAAAACUUGUCUAGGAGUAAAAGACUGAUCUUCAUAGGAUAUGCUCCAAAUGGAUUCCGUCUGUGGGAUCCAGACAAACAAAGUCAUUAUUGCUAGAGAUGUAGUGUUUAAUGAACACAGAAGAGAAAUAGCCAGAGAAAAAAAAAAUGUGUAUGUAAGAUUAAGGGAAGAAGUAGAAAAUAAAGAAGGACAAGAUACAGAGGAAGUGCAGGAAAUUCAAGAACUGACAGAUGAUGAAAUUGAAGAAGAAAUCCCAGAACAAAAAGAAGUUGAAGAGAGCAAAAUAAAAAGAGUAAGAAAAAUUCCUAGCAAGUAUCAAGAUUGUGUUCUGAUGACAUAUCAAGAAGCAAUUGCUGGAGUUGAAAAAGAUAAAUGGAUUACAGCAAUCAAGGAAGAAAAGGAAUCAUUAAAUAAGAACAAUACUUGGGAACUAGUUAAUGAAAAUGAAGCAAUAAAAAAAAAACAAAUGGAUAUUUAGACAAAAGAAGAUGGACGAUACAAAGCAUGGUUAGUAAUUCGAGGAUGUGAGCAAAAUAACACUCUGGAUAUCAAGGAAAUAUUUAGUCCUGUAGUGAAUGCUAGCUCUCUGAGUUAUUUUUGCAUUAGCA
Messenger RNA from Centruroides sculpturatus (bark scorpion), 1115 nucleotides. RefSeq lists its product as uncharacterized. The coding region runs from base 548 to 985 and encodes 145 amino acids. The transcript has a single exon. The record is from RefSeq and is a predicted model, not a curated record. NCBI's taxonomy places the organism in Eukaryota, Metazoa, Arthropoda, Arachnida, Scorpiones, Buthidae.